Daphnia pulicaria is the source of this 2430-nucleotide messenger RNA. RefSeq names its product dopamine receptor 2-like. The transcript has 6 exons. Gene Ontology annotation, biological process: adenylate cyclase-activating adrenergic receptor signaling pathway. Gene Ontology annotation, molecular function: G protein-coupled receptor activity. Gene Ontology annotation, cellular component: membrane. NCBI's taxonomy places the organism in Eukaryota, Metazoa, Arthropoda, Branchiopoda, Diplostraca, Daphniidae. The record is from RefSeq and is a predicted model, not a curated record. Bases 120 to 1856 code for a protein of 578 amino acids.
UCCCGCAGGACGCGGACCGCCGUCAAUGCCAAGUGCCACAUGUCAGUGUCGUUGCCACUCAGCCGAAUCGUGAAAAGUAAAUGUCCGGGAAAAUUCGAUUCUAUUGACAGAUCCUCGCCAUGGAAAUUGUCCUGGUGCCGACGCUAUUGAAUCUGACGCGAUGGGACGAGGGAAAUUUGACGUCCAAGGCGGAGAACGCCACGGUGUUGGUGGAGGAAAAAGAUUGGGAUGACGGCAAUCCCAUUUUGGCUUUGGUGUUGUUCUCCUUUUGUCUGGCCACCGUCCUGGGCAACGCAUUGGUCAUCGCCGCGGUGACCAGGGAACGUUACCUGCACACCGUCACCAAUUAUUUCAUCAUGUCACUGGCCGUGGCCGAUUGUCUCGUCGGAUCCAUCGUCAUGCCAUUCAGCGCAGCCGUCGAAAUGCAAUCAGACCGGCGAUGGUUAUUCGGUCGCGAUCUCUGCGAUGUGUGGCACUCGUUUGACGUCCUGGCCAGCACCGCAUCCAUCCUCAACCUCUGCGUCAUCUCCAUGGAUCGUUAUUGGGCCAUAACGGACCCGUUCACUUAUCCGAGUCGGAUGACGCCCAAACGGGCCGCUUGUUUCAUCGCCCUCGUUUGGGUCUGUUCCAGUCUCAUCAGUUUCCCGGCCAUCGCCUGGUGGAGGGCCGUCGCCGUCGACCUCGCCCAGCACGACGGCGCCACUCACCUGAUGGCCUCCUCCUCCUCGUCCAGCACAUCCGACAUCAACGAGCGGAUCCAUCCGCUGCCGGAGCAUUGCGUCUUCACCGACGACAUCGGAUACCUCGUCUUCUCCUCGACCGUCUCCUUCUACGGCCCCUUGUCCGUCAUGGUCUUCACUUAUUACCGAAUCUACCGGGCGGCCGUGGCCCAGUCACGGUCCCUCCGGCUGGGCAUCAAACAGGUCGUCAUGGCCUCGACAGGUGAAAUGGGAAAAGGGACGGGGGGAGGAUCGGGGUCGGGAUCCGGUGGGUCGGGAUCGGCCGAAACGGUCGAACUUUUAACUUUGCGCAUCCACCGCGGAGGUCGAGUCGCUUCCGACAAUCGGCGAUGCGCUGCGGCCGCCGCCCUUUUGACCUACCAGGCGGCCAAUCGUCACCAAUUGCCCAUCGAUCCUUCAUCGACGUCCAGCACCAGCAACAACGUCCUGCAAAUCGCCGACGCUUCCCAACCGUCAACUUUGCAGCGACAACAAUCAGCAAUCGAUCGGCGCCAUUCACAAACGGAGGCGACGAUUGCCGGCCUGUCCGUUUCCUCGUCGGUGGACGGUGACGGCGGAUCGGGACGUUUGCCAAUCGCCAAAAUGAAUUUGAGUCGAAAAUUGGCUAAAAUAGCCAAGGAGCGCAAAGCGGCCAAGACGCUGGGCAUCGUGAUGGGCGUGUUCAUCGCGUGUUGGUUGCCUUUCUUCGUGACGAAUUUGCUCUCGGCUUUCUGUCAGUCGUGCAUCCACAACCCGGAACGGGUCGUCACCGUCGUCACUUGGCUCGGAUGGAUCAACUCGGGCAUGAACCCCGUCAUCUACGCUUGUUGGUCUCGCGAUUUCAGAAGAGCCUUCGCUCGGAUCCUGUGCGGAUGCUGCCCACGUCUGUUCCACCGCUGGAAGAGACACAGUGGCAAAUCGGGAACCAACAAUCCAAUGAACCAUCACCACCACAAUCUCGGAGGAUCGGCGACAGCGACUACAAUUUCCGCCAGCAUUUCGACCGGAACCAACAGCCGGCCGCUCUCGCACACGAGUAUCGUGCUGGCCACGCCGAGUGGCUCCCAAUUGAGUCCGUUGACGGGCAGCCAAACUUUUACAUCGCUGUGUCAUCAUUCGACCUCUUUUCCCAUGUGAUUACGCCUUCUUACGCCAUCACGUGUCAUGCGUGGGAGGAUAAAUGAGUUGCCGAUCUUUAUAGCCAAGCUGUCACGUUAUUUGUUCACUCGACGGGGGAAAAAAACUAAUUACAUUACACCGCGUGUAAUCAUGUUACCAUAGUUACCCAAGGCCGAGAAACCCAAUUAAUAUCAAAUAAUACCAAAUUCCAGAACACGUCCCAGGGAAAUGUUUUCGAAUCUUAUCAAGAAAACGGAAUGUCAUUCUCGAAUAGAAAUAUCCAUUAAUCAGCUGAACCGAGUGGCUUCCAAUUCAUUUCACCUGGCCGACACCUUUUUCCCACCUCAUCACCAAGUUGGCUUAUUUGGCUUCAUCAUCCGAUGAAAAAAAAAUACGAAACGAAUGAUUUGGGGACAGCAGAGGCGAAUGAAUCUGUUGUCGAGCUUCAAAUGGCAAUCGGCGAUAAUAAAUUGACUUUGCGAAAUGUCAAAGUGGCGAUCAAUAUCUUAUUGUACAACAUGUAUCAUUAUUGCACUCAUUUUUUAUAAGUGUCUGAUGGGGAUCAAACUCCUUACAAGAAAUGAAUCAAAUA